This is a messenger RNA of Carlito syrichta (Philippine tarsier), 2177 nucleotides long. RefSeq names its product establishment of sister chromatid cohesion N-acetyltransferase 2 (gene ESCO2). The record is from RefSeq and is a predicted model, not a curated record. The transcript has 11 exons. Gene Ontology annotation, molecular function: protein-lysine-acetyltransferase activity. Gene Ontology annotation, biological process: mitotic sister chromatid cohesion. Bases 134 to 1972 code for a protein of 612 amino acids. Gene Ontology annotation, cellular component: chromatin; nucleus. Lineage: Eukaryota; Metazoa; Chordata; Mammalia; Primates; Tarsiidae.
UUAGGAGGCUGCGGAGGGGCGCAACACCGCGGGAGCCGGCCCGCCAGAGGUGCCCGCUGGGAACCAGAGAUGCGAGAAAUGCAAGGAUUUGCAGCACACAAAGAGAGGAAGGAAGAAACGGAAUUCGGUGAAGAUGGCAACUUUUACUCCCAGGGAGAGGAAGCAGCAUUCUUUGAACUGUGACAGCCUAUUGUCAGAUAUUCCGUCAAAGAAGUUAAUUGUGCGCCUUACCGAAAAUCUGUUUCCAUCACCUAGUAAAAAGAACAUUUGUCCAAACAGUGAUAAAAAUGAAGAAAAGGUACAUUGUUUGCAACAAGGCCAUUUCGUUCUAAGUCCCCUCACAACUAAAAAUAAUAGAUUACCACCUGCAAAUCAAGGUUCACUAUUUGAAUCUGUUGUGUCCACUGUAUCUUUUUACAACAAAAAUAAGUGGUACCUCAAUCCACUGGAGAGAAAGCUGAUAAAAGAGAGUAGAUCCACUUGUUUAAAAGCUAGUAAUGAAGAUAACUCCCUUCCCACUGUGACAGAAAAAAUGCAGGGAAAACCAGUCUGUUCCAAGAAGAGGAACAAAAAACCUCAGAAGAGCUUAACUGCUAAGUAUCAACCAAGUUAUAAGCACAUCAAGCCUGUAUCAAGGAAUUCUAAAAAUACCAAGCAAAAUCGAGUGACCUAUAAGCCAAUUGUGGAAAAAGAGAGUAAUUGUUGCUCAACUAGAAAUAAUCCAAGUGCUCCUCGGGUUCUAAGCCAAAAAAUAAAACCACAAGUUACGCUUCAGGGUGGAGCAGCAUUUUUUGUUAGUAGAAAAAAAUCUCUUAGAAAACGUUCUCUGGAAAAUGAACUGUCACUGGAACUCACCCAAAAGAAUAAACGAUACAUGGAUGAGGAUUCUGAUGUAGAGACUGUCAGUGAAGUAAAAACUUUUGAGGCAAAGCGAGUGCCAAAGUGCUUGUUACUAGAAGAAAAUUUGAACAUUGAACUACUGAGUGCAAGAAGUAAAAAUGAAGAGAAAUUAGUAAAGCAUUCACCAGGUGGCAUAGUUUCUUCAAGAGAAUGUGAAGUUGAUAAAAACAAGCAUUUUCCUUCAGGGGAUUCUCUUGGUAAGAACAAGACAAUUUCUCCUGAGUCCACUGUCUAUCCCAUCUUCAGUGUGUCUUCAGUCGGUUCAAAAAGAUCUCUAGUUGAAGAACAGUCUUCUGUGGAAUCCCUCAUAUGUACUAACUUCUUGAAACCAGGCAACAUCCAGAAGAGUACUAAUAUCAGAGAUACAAGUAAAGAAACAAAAGACCAGUUCAUCAUUGAUGCUGGUCAGAAACAUUUUGGGGCUACUAUGUGUAAGUCUUGUGGCAUGAUAUAUACUGCUUCCAGCCCUGAAGAUGAAAUGCAGCAUGUUCAGCAUCACCAAAGGUUUCUAGAAGGAAUCAAGUAUACGGGAUGGAAGAAAGAACGUGUCGUAGCAGAGUUUUGGGAUGGCAAAAUUGUGUUGGUUCUGCCACAUGAUCCAAGUUAUGCUAUCAGAAAGGUAGAAGAUGUCCAAGAACUUGUUGAUAACGAAUUGGGCUUCCAGCAAGUGGUUCCCAGGUGUCCAAGCAAAACCAAAACUUUUCUUUUUGUAUCUGAUGAAAAGAAGGUAGUUGGGUGUUUAAUUGCAGAGCCCAUCAAACAGGCCUUUCGUGUCCUGUCUGAACCAACUGGCCCCGAAUCCCCAAACUCUAAAGAAAGUUCUAGGGCUUGGCAAUGUUCAAAUGUGCCAGAACCUGCAGUUUGUGGAAUAAGUAGAAUCUGGGUUUUCAAAUUGAAGAGAAAAAAGCGUAUUGCAAGACGACUUGUAGAUACUCUCAGGAAUUGCUUCAUGUUUGGCUGUUUUCUCAGCACUAAUGAAAUAGCAUUUUCUGACCCAACACCCGAUGGCAAGUUAUUUGCAACCAAGUACUGCAACACGCCUAAUUUCCUUGUAUACAAUUUUAAUAGUUAAAGCUGAUUGCAACUAUAAAGCAGUUACUGUGUGGAUAAGGUCAGACAGCCCCUCACAUACAAUACGAGCUGCUUAGUAAAGAUCAAAAUAAAAAAUAUUGAAACUCACUCACAUGCCCCACACACCUGCCACAGUUUUGUCCCUGAAGAGUUGAAGUCAGGGAUAAAUUUGUUGAAAACUACCUGAGGAUUCAAAGAAAGGAAAA